GUAGACGCUAAGGAGAUAUCGAGCUCGAGCUAAGUGCCGGACGAUAUGCCCCGAGAGUAUAGUUAGUCAUCAGUUCGGUACCGAACGGCUGCUCACCUGCUGUGUAUGAUUUAGUGCGCGAUUUUACCUCGCACUGAACACUCCUCGGACAUGGACAGGACGCAGAGGAAGAGGAAGUCGGGGAAGAAGAAAGUGCUGCUCUCCAUAGUCGAUCCGUGGGACGUCAAAGUCGCCAGUGUCGACCCGAUCGGUUUGGCGACUCGUCGCGGCGUCUCCAUCGACAACCUCGAGAUCGGUACCACCAGCACCAGCCCGUCCCCGCCUCUCAUAUCCGUCUCUCCGCCGACGCCCAGGACGCCCUGGCCCUGGUACAAACCCGCCGUCAGCCCGACCUCACCGGCUUCGUUCAGAGCCAGCAGCGCGUCUCCGGCGGAUGAUAGCAGGCCGGAGCAACUCGCUCCUGCGGAUGUUCCAAUUAAGCCCUCUCGGCCCAAAGACGGGGAGCAGCAGCAGCAGCAGCAGCAGCGAGUGAGCCGAAGAAACGACGUUGAAAAGAGCAUCAGUCCGGGAGAGGAUGUCGUCGAUACUGCCGCUGUCUUUUUCGCCGAAGACGAGAAGAGCCGCAACGAGAAGUCGCUCGUCGAGGAUUUAGUCAGGUCGAGAUACAAUUACAAUCCGGGACCGGUGAUCCAGCGCAAGCUCCGCAAGCCGAUAAGCAUCAAUCAUACAGGUUGGAUUUAUAACCCAAGAUCAAUAAAGCAGCCGAGGUAGCGAGCGAUGAUUUUCCGAUAAAUGCUUCGGUAAACGCAGCGGCAAAGAAGGACAGCAUCGAAAAGUCGUCUCGAGAAAAUCGUCCAGUCGGCAGAAAUCGCAGACUCAGUUUAUCUAUGCCAACCAAGCUCGAUGACAUGGACGAGCUUCGAAUCGGCAACGAGAAGGGCGUCUCGUCCAAGUACUCGCGACGCGAGAGCGACAGCAGUGCGACCUUCAGCAACAGCGGCUCGACUCUGAACGGCAGCACUUUGGGCUCGGAGACCGAAGAUGAGGAGAACGACGAGGAGUCAUCCAAGAUACCGCUACAGUCGUCGCAGCGACAGGCGGGAAGCAACGUUCCAUCGCCGACGAUCUCGAGGAAGCUCACCAACGACCACAUGGAUUACCCGAACGCGCAGAGCACCAACUCGACCAUCACCAGUGUCAACAGCAUCAGCAGUUUGCUCAAGGAGAAACUCCAGUGGACUAUACCCGCCGCGCUGAGGAGCAGCAAGAAACGACAGAAUGCUGAUUACAGGCUACGAGGCUUCGUCGGCUUUCUCUUUCUCUGCGUCGUAUUCCUCGUCGGAUUCGCCCACGUCUACUACACGCAGCAUGUUCUGCAGCGAGCCUACUUCGACAAAUUUAGGUUCAACAAGAACGAGAGGGUCAUGCACGUCUACAACAACAUGGGCGUGGAGAUAAUAGCGGCGCGCCUCGGAGUCGGCAUUCCUCCGGACACAGGUGUCUUCAAUUGCCUGCCGCAGCAUCAGCGUCAGGACAAGGUUUGCCUGGAAUGGUUACAGCAUUCGCGACUCUAUCUGGGCCACACGAAACGCGACAACAUGAACUGCUACCACGUGACCUGGCAAGCCUUGAGUCCCGGGGUCAACCCGCAGGACUGCUUCGAUUGGUCGGCCAAAAGGGGUCACUGGUACGGUGCGGGUCAGAUCCAGAACAUGGCGUAUCCUCUGGAGCAGGGAAGACUAGAGCCCAGUCCUUUCAUCACCGGAGAUAUCAGGAAGCAUCCGUUCGGGAACGUUCUGAAGCGGUACUUUCUGAAUUCGAAGGGGGCGACGAUCACCGUUGACCCAGAGACGCCGCUCUACGUGUCCAUCAACUUCAAUGUGACCCAGAAAAAGGAGCUGUGCCUGAUGGCCAAGCACGACGCGUUUGCCUUCAUCAACCACCUUACGCCGUAUCCCCAAUUGAACUACUCGAUCUGCUCGACGGACAACAUGAAGAACCUGCACUCGUCGAUGGCCGAGAAGUUUCUCUGGGACGGUUUGAAGCCAGACGAACUCCAGGCUGUUCACUCGCUGUUGACCGAACCGGUCUGGCAGAUAUCGCCGACCAACGAAGCUGACAUCUACAACUACACAGAGGAUGUCAUAGCCCUGGGUUUCCUUCGACAGGGACACGUACUGCUGAGCGAGGAAUGGCAGCCGAGUUCGGGUGACUUCGUGCUGGACGAGACACGCUUCAAGUCGAUGAAAGACACUAUCGACGUGAUCCAUCGACGUGGCUUCCGCAUCGUCUUCACCGUCCAGCCGUUCAUCUCCACCGAGUCCGAGAACUUCAAGGACGCCGUCAGCAAUAGGCUCCUCAUCUCCGAACGCGGUAGCGACCCCAGGAUACCAGCCCUCACGAGGUAUCACAAGGUCAACAGCGCUGGAGUACUGGACAUUACCAACAACAAGACUCUACCUUGGAUCCAGAGCAAGCUGGAAGAUCUGAAGGAGAAGUACCAAGUAGACUCGUUCUACCUGGACCUGGGAACUGCUCAGGAUAUGCCGCACUACUACAAGUGCGAACAACCUCUGACCAACCCGGACCACUACAAGAGCCUGUUUGUGAACUCGAUCCUGGGUUCGGUACCGGUCAUCGGAGUGUCCAGUGCUAUUGCCCGGCCCAGGGCUCCAGUGUUCGUGUCGUUACCGCCGUUCCCUUCGUCAUGGAAGGCCAUCAAAACUGUGAUCCCAACGGUGCUGAGUUACGGGAUCAUUGGGUAUCCGUUCAUCAUGCCUGGUGCUGUGGGUGGUGAUGUCGCUCUGCCGAUGUCCGACAACAAUCCGGACAACGACUACGAGGUUACUCUGCCGGAGAAGGAGCUUUACAUUAGAUGGCUGCAGCUCUCGACAUUCCUCCCGGUGAUUCGCUUCACCCACCUCCCGAGCAAGUACUCCGACGACCAGGUCCUAGAGAUCGCCAAGAGUCUCACGACCCUACGACAGAAAACCGUGACUCCCCUACUGAAGAAAUACGCGAACGUCACCCUGGACACAGGCUUGCCAAUCAUCAGGCCUCUAUGGAUGUUGGACCCCAUGGAUCAGGCCUGCCAUCUGGUGGUCGACGAGUUUUCGGUGGGCGACGAGCUGAUCGUCGCACCCAUACUCCACUCCGGAAGUCGACAACGCGAGGUGUACCUUCCAGCGGGUGUCUGGAAGGACGGCAUCGACAAGAGCCUGAGGAAGGGCUCGAGGUGGAUCCACAACUACAGGGUCGCCGAGGACAAGGUCGCUUACUUCGUCAAGAUGCCCGACGACAUGAGAUUCUGAAAAGUGUGUGAUGCGCUUCGACGAUUGAAAAGACUGUUUUUCUGUAAUAGUGGCUGUAAUAUGAGAACUUUUAUCAUUUAUAGCGCGAGAUGUGCUCGUCGAGAUGCGGUUAUGGUAUGCCGCACGCAAAGUUUAUUCAUUUUCCAUGAGAAUAUUUACUUUAAAUCGAGUGUGUUUUAUCGAUAUAAUAUACGUUACUCAGUAUUUCUACUUCAAUACGAAUAUACAUAAUACAUGCGUUUUAUUACUAUUAUCUUUAUCUUCGUGCUUUACUCAUUGUUCCUUGAACUGCUCGCACUGAUGACUACAACGAACGAUAUAUAGAUAGUUUGUAGUGCUGAAUGUUGCAAUGUAGAGAUUAUAAAGAAAUUUUGUUUAAACAAGUUGUACCGAGAUGUGCUGUGUGAUUAUUAUUAUGAACCAAUGCAGCUAUUACGAGUUGUUAGUUAUAGUCCACAUGUUAUAUCUUUGUGACGUGGCAAAAUCCGCAAGCAAAUUUUCCCUUUCGUUAUACGGCCCCUUAUCCGCGUCACUAUAAUUUAUAAUCCUCCGGAUCCCGGCCUGAAUCUCAGAGGGGGGACCGCUAGAUCAACCCGAACCGGGAUAUUCGGGAAUGUCGGAAAAUGAGUAGAUUCAGAUACAGUUAACUCUCUUUCCUUAUUUCGGUCGUCAGUUACAAUUAAUUUCACCGCGCUCAGUCUCUAUCUUCCACACUCAACUAUUCCAUCUCUCUCUCUCACACACACACACACACGGACAAGAUUUCGUUGCUCUGUCGCAGCAGAGCUACACUUUGCGCCCGCGACACUCUUUCCCGGAAUCCUCUCUGUCUCCUCGUUGAUGUUCCUUUCUUCUCCACUCGCACAAAAACAAAAGAAGGUCGCGAUUAAUAAUUGCAAAAUGCAAUUAUUAUUUGUACGGAAAAAGAGCGGCCUCGCGUCGGACAUCGUACCGUCGCAUCUUACACGCAUAAUACAUGUACAUUUUAAACUUAAACAUUUUAA
Nasonia vitripennis (jewel wasp) is the source of this 4315-nucleotide messenger RNA. RefSeq names its product myogenesis-regulating glycosidase. The record is from RefSeq and is a predicted model, not a curated record. Gene Ontology annotation, biological process: carbohydrate metabolic process. The coding region runs from base 888 to 3311 and encodes 807 amino acids. Gene Ontology annotation, molecular function: hydrolase activity, hydrolyzing O-glycosyl compounds. Lineage: Eukaryota; Metazoa; Arthropoda; Insecta; Hymenoptera; Pteromalidae. The transcript is spliced from 10 exons.